AUGCAUUGCGGAAAGCGUGCACUUAGCGCCAUAUCCAUCUCUUGUUCUGACAUCCAAUUUCCAAGAAGACCUUUAACGCCAGGCUUCGGAGUCGGUAUGGUCUCGCUUCGCUGUCGAGUAGAGAUGAAUGUCUUUGAUUCGACUCUGGCUACGUCGGCUGGAUCCGUUCGCGCAAGCCAGCAAUUUUUGUAUGCACUUAGUCGUUUUAUGGCACCUUAA
Protopolystoma xenopodis is the source of this 219-nucleotide messenger RNA. NCBI's taxonomy places the organism in Eukaryota, Metazoa, Platyhelminthes, Monogenea, Polystomatidea, Polystomatidae. The record is from the annotation of a GenBank genome assembly.